AGACGGGUUGGUCAUGACGUCAUGUUCGCUCUGCUCCAUUCUGGUCUGCUGAUGUUCGCGAGGCGGUGGACUCACAGGCGAGAGAAAUCCAAUAUCAACAGUUUAAAACCUACUUUCUCCCCUUAGUGCAUUGGAUAGAAAGCAGUGCAUUAUGGGGGAGCUUUUCCGCAGUGAGGAGAUGACCCUGGCCCAGCUCUUCCUCCAGUCUGAGUCGGCCUACUGCUGUGUCAGUGAGCUUGGAGAGAUUGGCAUGGUGCAGUUCAGAGAUUUGAACCCAGAUGUGAAUGUUUUCCAGAGGAAGUUUGUAAAUGAAGUCCGUCGCUGUGAGGAGAUGGACCGCAAAUUAAGAUUUGUUGAGAAGGAAAUAAAAAAGGCCAACAUACCUGUUGUAGACACAGGGGAGAACCCAGAGGUCCCUUUUCCACGAGACAUGAUUGACUUGGAGGCCACCUUUGAAAAGCUGGAGAAUGAGCUGAAGGAGAUCAACACCAACCAGGAAGCCCUGAAGAAGAACUUCCUGGAGCUGACGGAGCUCAAGCACAUCCUCAGACGAACGCAGCAGUUCUUUGAUGAGAUGGAAGAUCCUGCACUUUUGAAUGAGACUUCAUCUUUAGUCGACCCAAAUGAGAUCGGACGUGGUGCUCCUCUCAGGCUUGGGUUUGUUGCAGGUGUAAUAGGCAGAGAGAAGAUCCCCAGCUUCGAGAGAAUGCUGUGGAGAGUUUGCCGUGGCAACGUCUUCCUGAGGCAGGCAGACAUUGAGGACCCACUUGAGGAUCCCACCACAGGAGAUCAUGUGCACAAGUCAGUGUUCAUCAUUUUCUUCCAGGGAGACCAGCUGAAGAAUAGAGUGAAAAAGAUUUGUGAAGGGUUCCGGGCAUCUUUGUACCCCUGUCCAGAGACCCCUCAAGAGAGAAAAGAAAUGUCAGCCGGAGUGAACACUCGCAUUGAUGACCUCCAAAUGGUGCUAAAUCAGACAGAAGAUCACCGGCAGCGAGUGUUGCAGGCGGCUGCUAAGACUGUCCGUGUGUGGUUCAUCAAAGUGAGGAAGAUGAAAGCCAUUUAUCACACUCUGAACCUCUGCAACAUUGAUGUCACCCAGAAAUGUCUGAUCGCUGAAAUCUGGUGCCCUGUGUCGGAUCUGGACUCCAUUCAGUUUGCACUCCGCCGAGGCACGGAGAGAAGUGGAUCCACUGUUUCUUCCAUCCUGAACAGAAUGCAGACCAAGCAGACCCCACCCACCUACAACAAAACCAACAAAUUCACCACUGGCUUUCAAAACAUUGUUGAUGCCUAUGGCAUUGGCAACUACCGGGAAAUCAACCCAGCUCCAUACACCAUCAUCACCUUCCCCUUCCUGUUUGCGGUCAUGUUUGGGGAUCUGGGGCACGGUGCCCUCAUGACCUGUGCUGCACUUUUUCUGGUACUGCGAGAGAGCCGAUUAAUUGCCCAGAAAAACGACAAUGAGAUGUUUACCAUGGUGUUUGCAGGCCGUUACAUUAUUCUCCUGAUGGGAGUAUUUUCAGUGUAUACUGGAAUCAUAUAUAACGACUGUUUCUCCAAAUCUCUCAAUGUUUUCAGCUCAGGCUGGAGUGUCAGACCCAUGUUUGGAGAUAGAGGCAACUGGACGUUUAAGACUUUGGAAGAUAACAAAAUAUUACAGUUGGAUCCUGCUGUGCCGGGAGUGUUUGGUGGGCCCUAUCCCAUUGGCAUUGACCCAAUCUGGAAUAUUGCUACCAACAAGCUGACGUUUCUGAACUCUUUCAAGAUGAAAAUGUCAAUAAUUCUUGGAGUUAUCCACAUGCUGUUUGGAGUCAGUCUCAGUCUCUUCAAUCACCUGUACUUCAAGAAGCCUCUGAACAUCUUCCUGGGUUUUAUUCCUGAGAUUGUUUUCAUGAGCAGUCUGUUUGGCUACCUGGUGUUGCUCGUCUUCUAUAAAUGGAUGGCAUAUGACGCUAAGACCUCAAAAGACGCACCCAGUCUUCUUAUAGCCUUCAUUAACAUGUUCCUCUUCAACUACAAUGAUCCAACCAACAAGCCAUUAUACAGAGGACAGAUGGUAAUUCAGUGUCUGUUAGUUGUUGUGGCUAUCCUCUGUGUGCCAUGUAUGCUCAUAGUAAAGACCCUAGUAAUGCGCAGACAGUACCUCUGGAGAAAGCAUCUGGGAACACAAAACUUUGGGGGAAUACAUGUGGGUAAUGGCCCAACAGACGAUGAAGCUGAGAUCAUUCAACAUGACCAACUUGCCCAGAACUUUGAAGACGAGCCUGAGCAAUCCGAGGAGGAAGUGUUUAAUUUUGCAGAUGUAGCCGUACAUCAAGCCAUUCACACUAUAGAAUACUGCUUAGGCUGCAUCUCAAACACAGCAUCUUAUCUACGGCUAUGGGCGCUGAGCCUGGCACAUGCCCAGCUCUCUGAAGUCUUAUGGUCAAUGGUAAUGCACAUUGGCCUGGCCUCUAGGAAUUUUAGUGGAUUCCUUGGCCUGUCAAUCAUCUUUGCCGUCUUUGCUACAUUGACAGUAUUUAUUCUAUUGAUCAUGGAAGGACUGUCUGCCUUCCUUCAUGCUCUUAGAUUGCACUGGGUGGAGUUCCAGAAUAAAUUCUACACUGGACAGGGCUUCAAGUUCAUGCCUUUCACUUUCGACAGCAUUCUGGAGGGCAAGUGUGAAGACUAAACCACACCCACUUUCUCUUAACUGCUACGCAUUCAGACUACAGGAGCCAAUCAGAUUAAAUGUCAGAUUUUAUGAUCUGUGCGAAUACUGUGCUAAAAACCUACCUUGACUUUGUAAGACUCUAGAUUUCUCAGGUGUUCUACAUCAGGACUUAAAUUGAAUAAUUUUACAAAUAAACUAGAUGUGUAUGGUUGAAGCUGAGCUAAAACAAAAAAAAAACUUCUGAGCUAAAAUUGCAUAGCAUAUUCAAAAAAAUUCACUACUUUCAAAUUCAAGAUAUGUUUUCAUACAUAAUAAUAGAAGCUCAAGUGAUGUUACCAUGCAGCACACAGGAGUGCAAGCAGCAUUAUAUUUUUGUUUUUGCUAUAAAUUAUGAAGUUGAUGCAGAUCACAUGGAUGCCUCCUCAAUUUGUACAAACCCUUAAAUUAAGGCUUGGCAAAAUAUCAACAUUUAUCACCAUUUCUUACCCAUCAUAGCAUUGGUGGAAAUGUUUUCUGUUUCUGAAAACGUUAUUAGAGUUUUGUUUUUUAUAUAUCUUUUAUCCUUUAUGUUGUAGCUGAACCCUUCUGUAAAACAGUUCUCAUACAAAGGGACUUCAUUUCAAAUGAUGCAAAGCAAGCUUCAGAAAAUUUGACGUAGGUUAUAAGCUUUCUCAUCAAGAAUAUCUGAAUAAUAAAUACCACAGAUAAUCCUACAGAUUAGCCUGAUUUAGCACAGAUAUGUAAUUUUGUUUCAUUCCUUCAAAUGCAUAAUAUAAGAAUAGCUGAGUUUUAGUUGGACUUGAACUGUAUUUCUGUUUAAUUUUUGUACAUUUGCUAUUGUGUUUGUAUAAUGCAAAGCAAAUCUACAUCUGAAUGCUAAUGUUCAUAAAAAUCUGUUCAUUGCAGUGCCCAGUUCCUUGUUUAUUUGUUUGAUUUACAUCAUGCCCAUACAUUGGCUCUGGAAAAAAUGUGUUUGUUCAUUAGUUAUCAGUGGCAGUCCAUUUAGUCUUUGAGAAAUGACCUAUAACAUGUGAAGGCAGCCAGUAAAUCUAAGUGAUUAUGUCUGUUUUGUUUGGCAAUAAAAGAAAGGAACUGAUCUGAACACUUGUUUUUUUCCCCCCCCU
Molecule: messenger RNA, 3777 nt
Organism: Xyrauchen texanus (razorback sucker)
Lineage: Eukaryota; Metazoa; Chordata; Actinopteri; Cypriniformes; Catostomidae
Product: V-type proton ATPase 116 kDa subunit a 1-like
Exons: 22
Coding region: 152-2671 (839 amino acids)
Biological process (GO): vacuolar acidification; proton transmembrane transport
Cellular component (GO): plasma membrane; vacuolar proton-transporting V-type ATPase complex; vacuolar proton-transporting V-type ATPase, V0 domain
Molecular function (GO): ATPase binding; proton-transporting ATPase activity, rotational mechanism
Source: RefSeq, a predicted model, not a curated record